AGCUCCUUGUCUAUCCGACUUUCCUAGCCCUAUGCGAUUGCUUUGGCUGGGCGCUCUGGUGGCCAUUGUCGUGGCGGCCAUUUGGCGCGGGGAUUUGCUAUGGAACGGUGGAAGGAGCCUUCCUUUGCUGAACUUUUGGCGCUCGAAAGGCUUCAGCCUUGAGCAGAUGCCAGACCUCACGGGAAAGGUGGCGUUGGUGACUGGUGCCUCCACAGGCCUUGGCCGCGAGGUCGCAAGACAGUUGAGCCGCGCCAACGCCACUGUCUUCGUGGCCUGUCGCGAGGUCUCCCGUUGCUCGGACUUCGCCAACGUGGUCCGCUUGGACCUCGCAGACUUGCAGCAGACUGCAGAGGCCGCUAAGGAGCUGAAGCGGCGGCUACCGGCGUUGCACAUCUUGGCAUUUUGGCUGAUUCCUCCAACCUACUAGCGAUGGCCUCCAACCUAUUGGGCAGAGAAAGAAGCAACAGGAGAAAUGCAGAUGCAUUGAACACGCCAAUAA
Molecule: messenger RNA, 499 nt
Organism: Durusdinium trenchii
Lineage: Eukaryota; Dinophyceae; Suessiales; Symbiodiniaceae
Source: the annotation of a GenBank genome assembly